Thunnus maccoyii (southern bluefin tuna) is the source of this 528-nucleotide messenger RNA. Its product is annotated as placenta-specific gene 8 protein-like. Bases 1 to 528 code for a protein of 175 amino acids. Lineage: Eukaryota; Metazoa; Chordata; Actinopteri; Scombriformes; Scombridae. The record is from RefSeq and is a predicted model, not a curated record. The transcript is spliced from 3 exons.
AUGGCAACGAAUGUGUUCAUCAACAACCAGCAGCCUCAACCUCAGCCUCCGACUCUGAUCGCUGUCCACUCCAACCAGUGGAGCACUGGCAUCUGUGACUGCUUCGAUGAUUUAAAUGUCUGUUGCUUUGCUUACUGGUGCUUUCCUUGCUUUGCCUGCAAAACCACCUCUGAGUUUGGGGAGUGUUUCUGUCUCCCCCUGCUGGAUAUGCUAUGGACCAGCACACAGAUGGCGUGCAUCCCAACAUGCAUUCCACCUAUUUCUAUGUCCUUGAGGGUUGCUGUGCGUAACCGCUAUGGAAUACAGGGUGACAUGACAGCUGACUGCGUAUAUGCCACUUUCUGCAACGUGUGCUCCUGGUGCCAGGUGGCCAGAGAGAUCAAGAGACGCAAGCAGACGCACACCAUCAUCAACGCCCAGCCAGGGCUCAUGGGUGCCCAGCAAUAUAUGAUGACCACCCAGCCGGGGGUCAUCACUUCUCAGCCUAUGAUCUCAGCUGCUCCUCAGGCUGUUCUAACUUCCAUGUAA